AUGGAGCGGAAGAUGGAUCGGGCGGCGUUGACUAUCGGACCGGGCAUGGACAUGCCGAUCAUGCACGACAGCGACCGGUACGAUCUGGUCCGUGACAUUGGGUCCGGAAAUUUCGGCGUGGCGAGGCUGAUGCAGGAUAAACAGACCAAGGAACUCGUUGCUGUCAAGUACAUCGAGAGGGGCGAUAAGAUUGAUGAAAAUGUAAAGAGGGAGAUCAUUAAUCACAGGUCUUUGAGACAUCCCAACAUUGUUAGAUUUAAAGAGGUUAUUUUAACACCUACUCAUCUGGCGAUUGUUAUGGAAUAUGCAUCUGGAGGAGAGCUCUUUGAGAGAAUAUGCAAUGCUGGGCGUUUUACUGAGGAUGAGGCUCGAUUCUUUUUUCAACAACUCAUCUCUGGGGUUAGUUAUUGCCAUGCUAUGCAAGUAUGUCAUCGGGACUUAAAGCUGGAAAACACUUUGCUAGAUGGCAGUCCGGCACCUCGUUUGAAGAUAUGUGAUUUUGGGUACUCCAAGUCUUCAGUGCUUCAUUCACAACCAAAGUCAACUGUCGGGACUCCUGCGUAUAUUGCUCCAGAAGUUUUGCUGAAACAAGAGUAUGAUGGCAAGCUUGCAGAUGUCUGGUCAUGUGGAGUCACCUUAUAUGUGAUGUUAGUGGGAGCAUAUCCUUUUGAAGAUCCUAAUGAACCAAAGGACUUUCGGAAGACUAUUCAGAGAAUUCUUAGUGUCCAGUAUGCCAUUCCAGACUGUGUUCAAAUAUCUCAAGAGUGUCGCCACCUUAUCUCAAGGAUUUUUGUUUUUGACCCAGCAGAGAGAAUCACCAUGUCUGAAAUCUGGAACCAUGAAUGGUUUCUGAAGAAUCUCCCUGCAGACCUGAUGGAUGAGAAGAUAAUGAGUAAUCAAUUUGAAGAGCCAGACCAACCCAUGCAGAGCAUCGAUACGAUCAUGCAGAUAAUUUCAGAAGCUACCGUACCAGCAGCCGGGACCUAUACUUUUGACCAGUUAAUGGGGGAGCAAAUUUAUGACUUGGAAUCUGAAUCUGAUGCUGAAUCUGAGCUUGAUAUAGAUAGCAGUGGGGAGAUAGUGUAUGCCAUAUAG
Molecule: messenger RNA, 1095 nt
Organism: Sphenostylis stenocarpa
Lineage: Eukaryota; Viridiplantae; Streptophyta; Magnoliopsida; Fabales; Fabaceae
Source: the annotation of a GenBank genome assembly